UCGUGCUGCAGCUCCAACUCGCCUGCAGAGCGAGUCUCCGAGGGCUGAAAGCGAGGGAAGAGACGCAGCGAAAGCAGGAGGAGGCGGAGGAGGAGGGGGAUCCUUCACAUUAUAGAAGAAGCAGGAGUGGGUAAAAAAGGAAAUAAUAAAGCAAAACCUGACAGAAUAGAUCAGGUGUCGGCGCUGAGAGAAACUGGAGAGCGACUCUCUUGCGCUGGAAAAUGGAGCUACCCGCCGCUGGAGAGCACGUAUUUGCGGUGGAGAGCAUCGAGAAGAAGCGCAGCAGAAAGGGGAGGGUCGAGUAUUUGGUCAAGUGGAGAGGAUGGUCUCCAAGAUACAACACAUGGGAACCAGAGGAAAACAUCCUGGAUCCAAGGCUGCUUGAUGCUUUCCAAGACAGGGAACGUCAGGAGCAGCUGAUGGGAUACCGCAAGAGAGGACCCAAGCCAAAGCACCUUCUGGUUCAGGUGCCAUCGUUUGCCAGGAGGUCCAACAUCCUGGCGAACCUUCAGGAGGCUUCCUUGGAAGGCAACAGCUGUCAGAAGUCCGGCUCUAUCCAGAUGAUAUGCCCCCAGGCCCAGCAGUUCCAGCUGAACAGCAAGAAACUUCACCAGUACCAGCCCCUGAUCAGGGAGUGUGAUGCCGAGCAGCAGUCCAACGGCAAGAAAUUCUUCUACGAGCUCAACAGCAAGAAGCACCACCACUAUCAACCGGACCUGAAGCAACAUGAACCUGUUUUUGCUAAGCCAAGGGACGUCAAAGCUCCCGAGCUGUCGAACAAAGGAUACAACCUCCCAGCGGUGCUGCAGCAAAAGUGGGUCCGGGACAAAGACUCAGGCUGCCUGACUAAAGUAAAAGACAUCACUAUGGAGCUAAAGAAAAUUCCAGCCGACCUUAAAGGACAGAAGGAGCCGGAGAGAGCGAAACCGAAAGAGGAUGCCUCAACACACUCCAACAGUGUCAGCAGCAGUAAGCUAAAGAUUGUUAAGAACAAGAACAAAAACGGGCGGAUUGUCAUUGUCAUGAGCAAGUACAUGGAAAACGGCAUGCAGACUGCUAAAAUCAAAAGCAGUGAUUGUGAAGGCGCUGAAAGGUCACUGCAAGGAGCAGAGAGCAGCGUGGAGAGGCACCUGGCAAAGAUGAAGCUCGUCAAAAAGCUUGGCCUCAUAAACGGUUUCUCGAAGCAACCCAAAGACAACCCAACUGUUCCUAGUUCUGGGAUAAAAGCAGAUUGUUGCAAAGAGAAAGAACUGUCCGCUCAAACAGAGCAGACUGUAAUGGAACAGGACAAAGGUGCCGAGGGGCAGUUUCCACAGGAUAAGCCAUUACAGCUGACAAAUAAGCCUGACGAACUGCCCCUGCCCUCAGAGAGGGAGGUUCCAGACAAAAGAGAAAUCCAGAACGGCCAUCACGGACUAAAGCGACACCUUUCCGACACAGACGCUGAAGAACAAGGACUGGCUAAGAGGUUUCUAAGUUGCAGGAGCGUCAGCGUUCCCCACACAGAUUCCUCGCCUUCCCAGAGUCUCGUUGUUGACAGAAAUGAACAACAGAGUCCUGCUUUACUGCACGACUAUGGCUACGCAGACCAAGAGGAACCCAUGGACCUCAGCAUAGUCAAAUCGAGGCCCACGUCUUCAGUCUGUGUGGGGACUGAGCCGGAGACGCGAGCUGAGGAGCCAGCACAUCCACCAGAUGACAGUCGAACACAGACAGACACACAAACAGAGAGCCAGACUGAAACACACAGUCCGUCAGAGGAGGAGAGCGCUGACAUUGUGUCUGACUCCAACCACCAAGCAAAAAAAGACGAGGCGUUUCCUUCUUUCCAGCCAUGCCUUGGGAAUAUAGUCAUCACAGACAUUACUGCCAACUGCCUCACCGUUACCUUUAAGGAAUACGUAACGGCAUAACACAGAUGGACACCACCUGAGGGACUGACAUAUGAUAUAUUUGUAUUUUCUGAUUCCUGAAUGUACAAAUGAAGCGUUGAUGUUGUUUUCAUUUUGUAAAACUCAGAUCUAAACACAAGGGUAAAAAGACAAAGACUCUCAGUUCUCUUCUUGCAUAUUUUCGAAGUAUAAACCCAACCUGUUGGUAUUUCAAAUUUCCAACCUAAUCCAAGCUGCAAAAUUUUAUGAAAUAAUUGAUGAAACUCUUGCCUGACAUGCACUUACUUUUGUAGACAGUCUUCGUUUUUCUAUGGAUGUGAAAUGAUUUGUACUCUCUACCUGUCUACUUUCAGAUUACAGAUAAAUGUAGGCUUUAAAGGGAGUUUUUGUAAGGAAGAAAAUUAUAUUAAAUCAAGGUACAUUACACUGUGUCAGAGUGCGUGCGUGCGUGCGUGAGUGUGAGGUGGACUGUUUUUAAAAAGGAUGCGUGCUGCUUGGAUGUCGAUGAUGCCAUUAGGCAUGCUUAGACAGGCAGAUACAGAAAAAUGAAGCACCUUCACUGUCAAUUUGUGUCAUAGAAACAGAAGACCAUCUGUGGUCACCGUUUGAUCUGUUUGAAAGACUUCUCUUUAUUCACAACCCCUGGGAACUUAAACUGAGCACAAGUCACUCCCAUUAAGCUUGCGGUGUCUGUUUAACCCACUGACAGCAUCUUGUUUUAGUGGAACAUCAGGCAUAACCAACUUUGGAGAAAACAGCAGCCAUUUUAAGUGUGUCACAAGCCCAUUUCAGACAACAUUUUGUCCUUCUGGCUGCAUGGGAUCUGAGGUGCUUUGAGAGAACGUGAGCACUUAUAUGUGCAGACUAAGAACAGGAGGUUUCCUAUGAUACUAAUUGCAAUAAAAAUGUUUUGCAAGAGAAUCUGUAAGUGGUCAUUUUUCCGUAACGCUUGGCUUUGUGACUGAAUGCUUGAACUAAUGUGACCUCAAACCAUGAUGUGGUUUAGAGGCCAAAUUUAUACCUGGCUGAUUGGCGUAUGAGUGUUUCUUUGAAAAGAGUAUCAUCAAUCCGAUCAGGUUUUGCAGGACCGGUCUGUACUACGGUGCACAGGUCUAACUUAGUAGAUUUGACUAUAACUGAAAAGUUAAUUAUUUGAAUAAAUCAUUCCAAAUGUGAAGCUAGCAUAUCCUUUCAUCCCACACAUACCAACACGUUUCAGGUUUUUUUUUUUUUUCUGUUGAUUUUAAAUCGAGGCUCAAAGAUAAAGAAAACUCAAAACUGAAUUUUUCAAUCGAAGUAUUGCAAAAAAGUAAAUAGUUUUUUGGGGGGGGGGUUUUAACAGAUGUCAGCUUGCUGUAAAGUAUUUCCAUAUACUGCAGAGUUGAUGCUUUCGCUGGUCUGGGCUGUCUGUGCUUGAAUUACUGGAUCAGUUCGACAUGGCAGUAAUCAUGCUGAGGCGUUGUGGAGCACCAGGUCGCAGCCUUCAGUUUGUCUGCAUUGCUGCACCUGGUGUCUCUCGCCGUUUCCUCUGUAGUGCGACAUAAAUUCUCCACAUGGGUCAACAGCUGUGGAUGUGUGGAAACCACUUCUCUGGCAUUCAGCAUCUCUACAAAGCCUGUCGAAUCGGUCUAAGAAAGUUGGCCAACACCAACAGACGACAUGGCUCCUCAAAUCAUCGCUGACUGUGGAAACGUAUCACUGGACCUCAAGCCAGUCGAUGUCCAAUCUCCCUCCAGACUCUUGGAACAACCAGUUCCUUGCCCUCCUUGUGGAAAAUGUCAACAAGGAGACAGCAGUUAAGUCGGCAAUCUAUGAUUGUGCAGACUGUAAAACUGUCAUCACAUUUCCCUAAUUGUAUUGUUUGUUUUGUUUUUUAAUGAUUGGUCUAAAUUUAUGUAUUUAUUUUUCUUCUUUUUAUGAGAAACUGGAUUCAAUUUUCAAGAGCAGUAGGUCAUUAAAAUUCAAACACAAUAAAUA
Molecule: messenger RNA, 3869 nt
Organism: Poeciliopsis prolifica (blackstripe livebearer)
Lineage: Eukaryota; Metazoa; Chordata; Actinopteri; Cyprinodontiformes; Poeciliidae
Product: E3 SUMO-protein ligase CBX4-like
Exons: 5
Coding region: 222-1913 (563 amino acids)
Biological process (GO): negative regulation of DNA-templated transcription
Source: RefSeq, a predicted model, not a curated record